Talaromyces amestolkiae is the source of this 1746-nucleotide messenger RNA. RefSeq lists its product as uncharacterized. Gene Ontology annotation, cellular component: cohesin complex; synaptonemal complex. The transcript has 2 exons. Bases 1 to 1746 code for a protein of 581 amino acids. NCBI's taxonomy places the organism in Eukaryota, Fungi, Ascomycota, Eurotiomycetes, Eurotiales, Trichocomaceae. The record is from RefSeq and is a predicted model, not a curated record. Gene Ontology annotation, molecular function: protein binding; chromatin binding. Gene Ontology annotation, biological process: mitotic sister chromatid cohesion; replication-born double-strand break repair via sister chromatid exchange; synaptonemal complex assembly.
AUGUUCUAUUCAGAGACGCUUCUCUCAAAGACCGGGCCCUUGGCUCGCGUCUGGCUUUCCGCCAACUUGGAGCGCAAACUUACCAAGUCACACAUUCUACAGUCAAAUAUCGAAAGCAGUGUCAAUGCUAUUGUUGAUCAAGGUCAAGUACCGAUGGCGCUACGUCUGAGCGGUCAGCUUUUACUUGGUGUUGUCCGAAUUUACAGCCGCAAAGCGCGUUAUUUAUUGGAUGACUGCAACGAAGCUUUAAUGAAGAUCAAGAUGGCAUUCCGACUUACCAACAACAAUGACCUGCCCGCCAAUGUGGCUUUACCACCCGGCGGUAUCACUCUUCCCGAUGUCCUUACAGAAUCCGAUUUGUUCAUGAACCUGGAUACUUCUUCUCUACUAUUGCCCUCUAUCAACUUGGAGUCCGACAGCAAACGCCCUGGUACCAUCAACUUUGGCAGCCAGUUGCUUCCAGAUACACAGCGUCUUGCAUCCCAAGAACCAGCCCGUUUGGAAGACCACACUCUGCUCGAUCUCGACCUUGGCGAGGACGACGCCCCUCUCGAUCACGACAUCAGCAUUGAAGUUGGUCGAGAUGCCCCCCUUAUGCGACCAGUUGAGGAGGAUUUAUUCAGUGAAGAAGGAAAACUCAACGACGUCGACUUGAAUCUUGACCUUGGCGAGGACGAUGCUCCAUUGGGAGAUAUGGACAUUGGAGAAGAUAGCCGCGACAAUGUUGACCAAUUCCUGAUGCCUGAUGACCCUAUGGAUUUGGGUGAAGGUGAAUUCGACGUUCCAGUUGCAGCCGAGGCCGAAGGACGAUCACCCCAGCCAUCAGUUGACCGGUUCGCAUCUCCACAAAUCGAUGCUGUGGCCGAUGAAGACGAAGCCGCUGCGGAGGAACUUGAUGCUGCUCAGGAAACACAGCGUGCCAAGCGACGAAAGAUUAUUGGCCAUGACGUGGACACCCAGUUGAGCUCGGCAGCCAUCAAGAAGCAUCAAGAAGACCAUGACGAUAUUCUGAAGCCCGUUUCGUUCUUGCCUCGUGAUCCAGUACUACUCACGCUCAUGCAGAUGCAGAAGAAUGGCGACUUUGUGUCUAGUGUUCUCGGACAGGACCGUGGCCGUGGUUGGGCACCUGAACUCCGUGACAUGCUUUCCUUUGAAACUGUCCGGAAAGCUGGUGAACUCAAGCGCAAGCGCGAUAGUGGUGUGUCGGACAUGGAAAUCGAUGAGGCUAAUGUACCCGCUUUGGAUCUCGGAGAAGAUGAAUCCGCUAUCAACCUCGACGAAGGUAUCGGUCUCGAUACCACUCUUCAACAGGAUCAGAUCGAAUUUGGCGUCGAUAACGAGGACCGAAAUGGUAGUGAAGACGAAGGAUUACUUCCCGAUGACUUUGACGACACCAUCCACCCAACCGAAACUGGCCCAGUAUCUCUAGGUACUCAACAUGCGGUUCAUCUCCUUCGUGAACGCUUUGGAGGAUCUCAGGACGCAGAGCAAGCCACACCACAGAAGAAGGGUGUCUUGUUCCAGAGCUUGUGCCCAGAAAAGACCACGACGAAAGCUGAUGCGACCAAGAUGUUCUUUGAGACGCUUGUCCUUGCGACAAAGGACGCCAUCAAAGUCGAGCAAAGCCACAACAAUAUCGGCGGUCCUCUCCGUAUCAAGUCCAAGCGUGGACUUUGGGGUUCAUGGGCAGAGACCGAGGCCGGUGGCGAGAUUGCCGCUCAGCAGGAAAUCCAGGCCGCUGCCUGA